AUUCUGGUUGGAAUAUUGCGAAAAGGAGUUUCACUGUUAACCAAGGAACAACAUCUCAUUCAAGCCGUUCGUUUUAAUUCACGAAAGAAAAAUCCCACCAUGGGGCGACACACUAAGACUAAACAGGAAGACUCCCGGGUUUCUUGCGCUAUGUUCGCUUGCAAUAUUGUGACAGGCCUCCUCUCCUCCCACAAAAUGUUCGCCCAGAAACAAUUAGUUGGAUUGAUGUUUAUGUGUGUCUGUCUCUCAUUGAUUACUCAUGCUUACCCAUGCGGAACGAAUCCGCUCCAAGUCGUUCAAAAAAUAGCCGAUGCCAAAGGUGUGACCUACAAACAAUUACUGUCCAACUUAGAAUUCCGAAGACAAGUAAACUAUCUGUAUAAGAAAUAUGCCAGAUGUGUUGGAAUUGUUGAAACAGGUACUUACAAGCGUUCAAUGGAGCCCCAGUUGUUGCAAAGCAGUGAGAGUUCGAUGAUGGAUCCAAGUAAUUUCCAAGAUCACGGAGACAUAUACCGACGAUCUGACAGUUUUUACAAGAGAGCUUCAUUACUGAAACGUCCUCAAGACACAAACAAUCCGGGACAACCUUUCUACUUCUACAAAUGAACAAGUCGUACUUUUGCCUUAAAUCUAACUAGUUUCCAAGGUAACAAGCCGGAUGAUGAUGUUACUUUCGGAGGAAGUUCAUUAAUCAUCUUCCUGUCCAACAACCAUUCUUCGUUUAACAAGAAACUUUAAAAUCGAUUUACAAAACAACUGUAGGACUUCUUUUGUCAGAAAUUUCACUGAAAAAUAAAAACCAAGUUGGAAAGUUA
Molecule: messenger RNA, 815 nt
Organism: Octopus bimaculoides (California two-spot octopus)
Lineage: Eukaryota; Metazoa; Mollusca; Cephalopoda; Octopoda; Octopodidae
Source: RefSeq, a predicted model, not a curated record